AUGCCAUCACUAUUCAACCGAACUCCAGUCGAAGUUCGACAGAAAACCGAAAUUGAUCUUCUCAGAAGGAAAGUCACUGCACUAGAAAAGGAAAUUUCGGCAGAGAAGAAAAAUGUAGCUAGUUAUGUGAAGUCUGAAAAGGAUACUCUUGCAGCCUGGCGGAAAUACGUAGAGAAUUUAUUCAGGGGCCUGAGAGAGGAUUAUGCGAAUCUACAAGAGAGUUUAGAACGGACGGAAGCAACUUAUAGGAAUAAGAUGGGAUCACCUAGGUAUGAAAGAGAGGGAUUGGAAAGUAGUGGGGUUGGCAGGGAUGAUAAUCAGGAUGUGAAUGGUUAUGGGGCUCAGAGGAAUGAGUUUAGCAGAGACAGUAAUCAGGGUGAAAGCAGUUACGGUGUACAGAGAAACCACGGGGGUCAAACGAUAGGGGCCAAAAGUUCUCAGGCAAAGGAGGAGGGACUUCGUGGAAGUCAAGGAUCACAGGCUGAUAGUGGAAUGAGUGGCCAAGGAAGUGGGAAAGAUUUGGCGAAAGAAGAGGAUCAGGGAAGCAAGGACGAUAAAUCAAAUCAGGAAAACAGUUGGGGACAAGGAGAUCAAACAGAAAAAGUUGAGUCGGAGGCUCAAGGAGAUCAGGGCUUUGGGAAUGAAGGAGUUGAAGAAGUCCAAGCGGACCCAAGUUGGGGAGGCGAAGAGAAGAAUGAAGAACAAGUUGCUGAGCCAACAGGAAGUGCGUGGGAUAAUUGA
This is a messenger RNA of Botrytis fragariae, 741 nucleotides long. RefSeq lists its product as uncharacterized. The record is from RefSeq and is a predicted model, not a curated record. The transcript has a single exon. Lineage: Eukaryota; Fungi; Ascomycota; Leotiomycetes; Helotiales; Sclerotiniaceae. The coding region runs from base 1 to 741 and encodes 246 amino acids.